This is a messenger RNA of Portunus trituberculatus (swimming crab), 4540 nucleotides long. RefSeq names its product serine/threonine-protein phosphatase 2A 56 kDa regulatory subunit gamma isoform-like (gene wrd). Gene Ontology annotation, molecular function: protein phosphatase activator activity. Gene Ontology annotation, biological process: protein dephosphorylation; signal transduction. NCBI's taxonomy places the organism in Eukaryota, Metazoa, Arthropoda, Malacostraca, Decapoda, Portunidae. The transcript has 13 exons. Bases 815 to 2485 code for a protein of 556 amino acids. Gene Ontology annotation, cellular component: cytosol; protein phosphatase type 2A complex; nucleus. The record is from RefSeq and is a predicted model, not a curated record.
UUAACAAUACACUGAGCUCUCAUUAUAAUUACGUUCCAUAAAAAAAAAAAAAAAUGUUACUGCUACUAUGCAAACUCCUACUGAUUUUGUUUAUUUUUUUCUUUCACGGCCAUCUCGUCACCUGCGAAAUUUAUCACAUAUCGAUCACCGGUGCAUCACUUCAUCACUAUAUUUCACCCCACAACACGUCACACUAAUAAAACCCUUAAUUUCCCGGUGAUAAAAAGAGGAUAUUAGGUUUGAGGGAAAUGUGCACCUCUCUUGUCAUCUGGCGAGAAACAAAAGAGCAUCAGCGGGGAGGUGAGCCUGUGAGGGUGUAGUAGUAGCAUGAGCAGGUGGCAGGUGACGGGGGCUGACAAUUGACGUGGAAAAACGGGAGUCCUACGCGCCUUCCCCACCCAAGCACCCUCGGCCCUGCGUGUCGCCACCCCCAGGGACCUCAGGGACCUCAGGCAUGGGGCCCCGGACAGGCAGGAAGGACGGAAGGAGAUGAAAAGACGAGUGGAAGCAGGAGGGAGGGAGUCUGAGUGAGGGUCCCGUCAUGCCCAUUCUCCGGAACAAGUGAAUGAAGACCACGUGACCCUAGAGGACCAAUCAGCGGCCAGGACCACCCCGCCCAACGGACCAAUCAGCGGCCAGGACCACCUCGCCUAACGGACCAAUCAGCGGCCAGGACCUCCUCGCGUGACGGGCCAAUCAGCGUCCGGAGGUUCCUCGCCUGACGGACCAAUCAGCGGGCCAGGUUACCCUCAAGAGACAAACUCGCGCGUAAACAACCAAGUCUCCUGCAAAGUACAAAAUAAAGCAGCUAGAAAUGGAGGAAGCUGCCCAAAAUCAAGUCGGAAAGGAGGCAGAUGAUAUUAAUAAAAUAAAGUUUGGCCCUGGUGCUCCCCUCAUCAAAAAGGAGAAGCGGCAGUCAUCAUCACGCUUCAACAUCCCUAAGAACAGGGAGUUACAGAAGCUACCAUCUCUUAGAGAUGCACAGCCCAGUGAACGGGAAGAUUUGUUUAUACAGAAGAUUCGACAGUGUGGGGUUAUAUUCGAUUUCAUAACUGACCCCCUAAGUGAUCUAAAAUGGAAGGAAGUGAAGCGGGCAGCAUUAAACGAGAUGGUGGAGUAUGUCACCACUCAGCGGCAAGUCAUCACAGAGCCUGUGUACCCGGAGGUGGUCCAGAUGUUUGCUGUGAAUCUGUUCAGAACUCUCCCUCCAUCCAGCAAUCCCUCAGGAGCAGAGUUUGACCCAGAAGAGGAUGAACCCACCCUGGAAGCUGCCUGGCCUCAUCUCCAGUUGGUGUAUGAGUUUUUCCUUCGCUUCCUGGAGAGUCCAGACUUCCAACCAUCUGUUGCCAAACGAUUCAUAGAUCAAAAGUUUGUAUUGCAGCUAUUAGAACUAUUUGAUUCAGAAGACCCAAGGGAGAGGGAUUUCCUAAAGACUACCUUACAUAGAAUAUAUGGAAAGUUCUUGGGUCUGAGAGCAUUUAUCCGUAAACAGAUCAACAAUAUAUUUUACAAGUUCAUAUAUGAAACAGAGCAUCAUAAUGGUGUUGCAGAAUUACUAGAAAUUUUAGGAAGUAUCAUCAAUGGGUUUGCAUUACCAUUGAAAGAAGAGCACAAAGUGUUCCUCUUGAAGGUGUUGCUGCCCCUCCACAAAGUCAAGUCACUGAGUGUGUACCACCCCCAAUUGGCUUAUUGUGUAGUUCAGUUCCUGGAGAAGGAUCCCUCAUUAACUGAACCUGUCAUUGUCACCUUGCUCAAGCUGUGGCCCAAAGUCCAUAGUCCUAAAGAGGUGAUGUUCCUGAACGAGCUUGAGGAGAUCUUAGAUGUUAUUGAACCUAGUGAAUUUGUGAAGGUGGUUAUCCCAUUGUUUCGCCAGCUGGCCAAAUGUGUGUCAUCACCACACUUUCAGGUUGCCGAGAGAGCUCUCUACUACUGGAAUAAUGAGUAUAUACUGUCCCUAAUAAGCGACAAUGCGCAAAUUAUUCUGCCCAUCAUGUUUCCUGCUCUGUAUAAGAACUCCAAGUCUCACUGGAACAAGACUAUACAUGGCUUAAUAUACAAUGCCUUGAAGCUGUUCAUGGAAAUGAAUCAAAAACUUUUUGAUGAAUGUACACAGCAGUACAAAGCAGAACGGCAAAAAGAGAAAGAAAAGAUGAGGGAGCGAGAAGAAGCCUGGCAACACAUUAAAGAUUUAGCUGUAAAGAAUCCAUUAUUCGAUAAGUAUUCCAGUGAAAGUAACAAUAUCUUCAGCCCACACUCAGCCUUAAUGGUGUCACCACAAGAUGAUAAUGAUAUUGAUUUCAACUCUGAAAAUAAUGGAGGUGAUAACACUGAGCAGGCAAAAAAAGUGCGCAACAAAGAGAAGCCGCUGCUGCGGAAGAAGAGCGAACUGCCCCAUGAUCAGUACACCAUCAAGGCGCUGAGCGACCAUAAGCGUGCAGACGACUAUCUUACCACCUCCCCAGAACUUGCUGCCACCACUAGCUAGACCGCGCCAUGGGUGCCAAGGUGGCAGGAGGAGGUAUGAAGGCAGUCUACUAGCUGACAUUUCUUGGAGGCCGCAGAGCAAAGUCAUCCAGCAGCACGGUGCCCGAGGGUGGGAGGGGGUGGAGGUCGUCUCAAGGACUCAGCACGUUAUCAAUCAAUGGGAAUGGCUUUCAAGGUUUCUCUUGGCUUACUAAACCAAGACAGAACAUCCCCUUGGGUUAUUCACUUCAAGAUUUCCUUCAUAAAUGCCUUUUCUUCUGGUUAUGACAGACCAAAGUGGGUGUAAUAUUAACGGGGUUUGUAUUAGUUUUCGUAACUAAACUAAUGUCAAAUGCAUGUACCUAAUGGGGAAGAUAAGUUAACAGGUUGUAUUCCUUAAAAUCUUCUCUUGAGGAUUUUGUACUUUACAGAUCAAAAAUUUUAUUAUUAAACCAAGCAUAUUCCAUUUAUGUGAUGAUGUACAGUAACACAGAUCUUCAAAAUAUUUUUGAACUUAAAGAUGCAACUAAAACACUCCAGCAAACUCCUGAAAUUCUCCCAGUGUAGUUUGACUAUGCACUCUAUGCCAUAUGUUAAGUUCAGGAAAGUGUACUGUUUAUAAGAGAGCCAGUGAAGCAAGUCUGUCCAUCACAUCUGCCCUGGGGGCCAACAAGAAGAGGUGAAACACAUGUGUUGAGAAGAGUAAACUUGAAUAUUGAUUAUUCAGAACAUCUGAAAUCUUUCAUAUCUUAAAUUUAUUAAUCAUCUAUUUGAUGGUCUGUUUAAUUAAGAUUCAAGUUACUAAAUCCCAUAUGAGUGGGAGAUGGUACCUUGUGCACCGAAAAAGUACCUACAUUAUUUAUAGGCUGUUAUACCUAAAAGAAAAUGUGCACUUGCUCACGCCUGUUCUUCUGCAAGGAAAAUAAAUAUGGUAUAACUACUUAAUUAUUAUAAAUCAUUCCAAAAAUUGUGCUUGGCCUCAAUAUAGUUAAUGAAAUCCAGAUUACAGUAUUGUUGAUGGCUGCUUCUCUAUCAAGGAAUGGAUAGGUUUUGUGUAUGUAGGAGGUGCAGUGUUUAUGCAUAGAGUAACUAAUACUAUGUGCUUUGUUCAAUGCUUUCAACAACUAAAAUGUUCUACUGCAUAGGAUCUCAUUCUCAUCCUUCAUUAAUAUAUAUAUAUAUAUAUAUAUAUAUAUAUAUAUAUAUAUAUAUAUAUAUAUAUAUAUAUAUAUAUAUAUAUAUAUCCUCAUUCUGCAUCUAAAGGUUGUUGCUGCUUGAUAUUCAGGUUGAUGCUAGGUACAAGAGAGCUAUUAUGACAAAUGUGCCGUUUAUUUAUUUGUUUUUUUAUCUGUUAUUAUUUCUUUAUUUUUCCAUUCGAUUUUUUGUGAUAUUGCAACAGAUGGUCAUAUUGCCAGCAGUCCGUGUUUAUUACUGUAUCUUCAUUGAUUUAUAUCUGGAAAUCAGUAAAUACAUGUCUUCAAAAUCACAUUGAUAUAAUUAUGAUGUAGAAAAUUUUGUAAUGUAAUUCAAGCCUGACAGAAAAGGAGGCAGUGCUGCAACAUUGGACACAGAUCAGUGCUUGAUCCCAGGCAAGACCAUCAACAGGCAUGCAUGUGCACAUUUUCUUAACUCAGCCAAGGAUAUGUUAUGGUAUUAAAAUGAUUAUACCAGCAAUACUGUCAGCAACCGUCAUCAUGAAAGGAGCCAUCAUACAUACAUAGUAGAUUAGUUUCUUAUAAAGGUUGUUAGUUUAAUUAGUGCAAGCCUUGGUAUAUUUUCUCAAGAAAUGAAGAUCGCUAGUAAAGCUGUAUAUGACAACUGUACUUCAAGUGAUGUUUGGUGUUAAGGAACAAAGCUGGGAUUUCUUGACAGCUGCUGGAAAUCUAACCCAGCCAAUGCUGCGAGGGUUACACUGUAGGUAAUAAAUAUGUAACAUAGUAUUAGAUGAACCAUGUGGAAUAUGUUGUGUUAUUUUGUUCAGAUAGUUAUAACCAGAGUUUAUUGGAAGAUUAUGUUGCUGUGUAUUUUAGAAUUAUAUCUUCAUAUUCCAUAAAUAUAUACUGAUUUAGUAAAGUAA